UAAGAACAACACCUAACAAGUAACAACAACUUCUUCCCCCCUCGCUCAUUAGUAAUACCGAAAGGCUCAAUCUUCACCAUAACUUCAAGCUACACCUACCUCUCUUCCUCUUUCUCUCUCUCUCUCUCUUCUCUUGUGAAUUCUGAGGAAAAAAUGGCAAGGAAGAAGAUCAGAGAGUAUGAUUCCAAGAGACUUCUAAAGCAACAUCUCAAACGAAUUGCCAACAUCGAUUUACCCAUUUGCUCUGCUCAAGUAACAGGAUCCACAGACUUUACUCAACUGGUGAACGACGAGACAUGGCUUUCAUCUUCAAGAUUGGUUGUAAAACCAGAUAUGCUUUUCGGUAAGCGUGGUAAGAGUGGCCUUGUGGCUUUGAAUUUGGAUUUGGCUCAAGUUUCGGAAUUUGUGAAAGAGCGCAUAGGGAAAGAGGUUGAGAUUGAAGGUUGCAAGGCACCGGUUACCACUUUUAUUGUUGAACCAUUUGUUCCGCACAAGCAAGAGUUUUAUCUCUCCAUAGUAUCUGAAAGGCUUGGUUGCACCUUAAGUUUCUCUGAAUGUGGUGGUAUUGAAAUUGAAGAGAACUGGGACAAGGUUAAGACCGUAUUUUUGCCAACGGAGAAACCUCUGACUAGUGAUACUUGUGCUCCAUUGAUUGCUACACUUCCUUUGGAGAUACGGGAUAAAAUCGGGGAUUUCAUCAAGGGUGUCUUUGCAGUUUUCCAGGAUCUUGACUUUAGCUUUCUGGAGAUGAAUCCUUUUACUUUGGUUAAUGGGGAACCAUAUCCAUUGGACAUGAGGGGAGAACUCGAUGAUACAGCUGCUUUCAAGAAUUUUAAAAAGUGGGGCGACUUAGAGUUCCCAUUACCUUUUGGCCGAGUUUUAAGCUCUACUGAAGGUUAUAUUCAUUCUUUGGAUGAAAAGACAAGUGCAUCAUUGAAAUUCACCAUUUUGAACCCAAAAGGACGCAUUUGGACUAUGGUUGCUGGUGGUGGUGCAAGUGUUAUAUAUGCCGACACUGUUGGAGACUUGGGUUAUGCAUCUGAACUUGGGAAUUAUGCUGAGUACAGUGGUGCUCCUAAUGAAGAAGAGGUCUUGCAGUACGCUCGCGUAGUUAUUGAUUGCGCCACAGCAAAUCCUGAUGGUCGUAAAAGGGCUCUUCUGAUAGGAGGGGGUAUUGCUAACUUUACUGACGUUGCUGCUACAUUUAGUGGAAUCAUUAGAGCCCUCAGAGAAAAGGAAUCUAAACUGAAGGCAGCAAGAAUGCAUCUUUUUGUGAGAAGAGGAGGUCCGAACUAUCAAACAGGUCUUAAAAAGAUGCGUGCUCUUGGUGAGGAGCUUGGAGUCCCUAUCGAGGUAUAUGGCCCUGAGGCAACCAUGACUGGAAUAUGUAAGCAAGCAAUUGAUUGCAUUAUGAAGGAUUAAGUUUGUGUUUUAAAGCAUUGUCAUGUUCAAAGGAACAUUUACAGAUCUUUUUCGAGGGGACAGAAAUAGAUGCGAUUGUUGCAUUUGCAAAAUAGAUACAAAGUGAGAAAUUCUUUGACGAGUUGUCUUUGGAAAAAUGGAAUUGUCUUCGUUACUUUCGUGUAUAACUUCAGUUCUGUUGUAAUAUGUAACUUGAUUUGUGGAUGCUGUUAUAUGAUUCAUAGUUGUUUUCGAAACCA
Beta vulgaris subsp. vulgaris (sugar beet) is the source of this 1661-nucleotide messenger RNA. RefSeq names its product ATP-citrate synthase alpha chain protein 2. The transcript has 12 exons. Gene Ontology annotation, cellular component: succinate-CoA ligase complex. Gene Ontology annotation, biological process: succinyl-CoA metabolic process; tricarboxylic acid cycle. Bases 154 to 1422 code for a protein of 422 amino acids. The record is from RefSeq and is a predicted model, not a curated record. Gene Ontology annotation, molecular function: succinate-CoA ligase (ADP-forming) activity. Lineage: Eukaryota; Viridiplantae; Streptophyta; Magnoliopsida; Caryophyllales; Amaranthaceae.